Molecule: messenger RNA, 1164 nt
Organism: Aspergillus aculeatinus CBS 121060
Lineage: Eukaryota; Fungi; Ascomycota; Eurotiomycetes; Eurotiales; Aspergillaceae
Exons: 1
Coding region: 183-920 (245 amino acids)
Source: RefSeq, a predicted model, not a curated record
CUUUUAUCGAUCAUCAGUAUGAGUGGUUGGCCAGCCCCCUGGUUCGACGACGCAUCCUUUGCGGAUACACUGGCCAAAUGUGCGGCGCCCUGUCAAGAAAUUGGCGCCUAUGCGAUGGCGCACCCUGAGGAGAAGGUCUCUGCAGCCUACGUAGCGGCUUUCGCCGUCUGGGCAACCGGAGCAUGAAGGCUGCUUUUGCUCUGGGUGCUGAGGCGGAGUUCGAGCAGAACCAAGCACAGGAAGUACAGGAAGCCCAAGCCUCGGAUCAUCCAACAGAACAUGCGACAGCCGAACGCACACCUGAUGAUGAGGCGGAUACCGAGUUUGACGCGAGCGAAGAGGAGAAGGAGGAGGAGGAGGAAGAGGAGGAGGAAGAGGAACCCGGUUCUCCAUUCAUCAAGACAGAAGCACAAGAAGGUCUGACAGCAUUCCGACCAGCGAUUGUGGACGAAGAUCCUCGAGCCUCCUCGUCGACCACCUCGUCGGAAUAUCAAAGCACAGAGCGAUGGGAUGACCAAGCACCUACAACACCCCCUCGAUACCACAAUCCGGUGAAUUUCACAGCGGAAGAUUUGAGGCUUCGAUUGUCGUCGAACUUCGGCUUGUACGUGGGGCUGGAUGCCAACACCAUCUCGGGGAAAGUCGAAGUCGCUCUCUAUCAAUCGUUGGAACCGCACCUGGCGUCGAUCCGUCUACGGCGGACGAAGCGCAUCAAUCCGAAAAUGAUCGACAUAUAUGUCAACAGUGCCCGUGAAAGGGAGCAUUUGAUACAAUGUGCUGAAAAGUGGGUACCAUGUGUCAAGGAACAUCAGUAUGUCCACCCACAACCUCCCCCUCCCCCACCUUUUCCCCCACCAACGCCCACAAAAAGACAAAUUCUUGGAGACUCCAGCCCUCUGAAUCGAGCAUUCAAGCUCUGAUCCCUUCUCGAUCUUCCGUAAGCCGAGGGUGAUGGAUUGAGGACGGGGUUCUGGUAUCUCAAUUGAUGGAUUCUGCACAAGAUACUUCUCCCCAGCACAUGCCCCACAUCUCGGGGCCUCACUGCUUUCGGUUCCUUUGCCUCUUGGCCUCCCCGAAUGUUUCACCACAAGUAGACACGAUUGACAAUUUCGUAGGCCAAGAUUUGAUGCAAGAAUCUAUCUAUGUGAGCUUCCGCCUUUUGUG